Messenger RNA from Fusarium odoratissimum NRRL 54006, 3042 nucleotides. RefSeq lists its product as uncharacterized. The record is from RefSeq and is a predicted model, not a curated record. The transcript is spliced from 3 exons. NCBI's taxonomy places the organism in Eukaryota, Fungi, Ascomycota, Sordariomycetes, Hypocreales, Nectriaceae. Bases 1 to 3042 code for a protein of 1013 amino acids.
AUGGUGCAACCGCCGCAGACCGAUACCGAAGGUGGCACUCCGGAUGGAAUUCACAAUCCGUACUUCGUCGACGCAAUAAAGCCUUCGUCGACGGGCAAAAAGCUCCCAUCAUGGCUCGACCAUUUCAAUGCGAAAGACAUAAAGAGGCUGUUCAAAUGCUCUCUGGCUGUCUGGCUUAUGACUCUUCUAAUGCUCAUUGAACCAACUCUGAUAGCGAUAGGUCGAGCAACAUUUCUUGGAGGCAUCAUCUUAUUUAUUGCUCCUCCGGCUGGCAUAGUAUUUACUGAGCUGAUAAUCACUAUUACCGUCUUGCUUGGCUGCGCGCUUUCCUGGGCCUGGGGUGUCAUCACCAUGAAAGCUGCGGUUGCGACUUGGCCACAAGCUGACAAGCAGGCCCGAUUCGCCACGCUUCAGCAAGAGGCGGCAAACACCACAAAUCCGCUACAAUAUGCCGAGGUCCAGAUUCUCAAUGGAUACAUGUUGGAUACGAAUGUGACCAUCACGUAUUUUUGCAUGAUGGGAUUGUUCGUCUACUUUAUGGCCCGGCUUCGCGUUGCAUUCCCCAAACUCAUACUCGUGCAAGUGGUGGCUUCAAUUGUUAUUAUCAUUUAUCUCAAUGCCGCACCACUUCUGCCAACCUUCGAUGGAACUGUUGCAAAGGUUAUCGUCAUUCCCUGCUCCGUCGCUGCCGGCAUUGGCCUCGUCUGCAAUAUCCUCGUUUUCCCUACGUCCUCUACGUCGGAAGCACUCGAUGGUAUGCGGAAUAUCCUCGCUCUGAUGCCCGAAUUCUUAGAUGCCUGUGUUCUCGGCCUCAAGCAUCCAGCACUAGAUAUGAGUGAGGCAAAAUUGACCGGACUGCAAACCAAAGUGCUUUCGACCUACAAACUCUUGGGUCCUCUUUUCAGAUUGCUGCCGAUUGAUUUGUCCGUCGGAAGAUGGGGCUCAGAUGACCUAUCGACAUUAAACGAACCCUUUCGUCGGCUGACUAUGAAUUUCAUCGCCCUAACAGACCUCUACAGACAAAACCAGGUGCGAAAGGAAAAGAGUAUCGAUGCAUUGAACCGCACACGAGCUGGCAAUGGCGAGAGUAAUAGCGACCAGCGGACGGUCGAGCUUGGGCAACAUCAUAUUGAUCGAGCGGUUGAUUUCCACGUUAGGUCGAACUACCCUAGCAGAAACGUUCUGACCAAAGAAGGUAUCCAGCCAUUGGUGAAUCCAGGUGAGCACCUGAUUGAGGCAUGCAAAGAAUCUCUCCAAGCCAUCAGCGAGGCAUUAAACCAGGCUCAUGCCCUUCGAAAGAGCCCUGGCCGCUUAGACAUGCAGCAGAGGCACGCUGUUGUGCUCUCCAAGCUCUGCGAGCAGCGCGACAUCUUCAUGACCUCCACUUCGCGAUCCCUUCCUGAGAUUUCUCGGAAGGUUUUUGACGAGGAUGGACUUUUAAGGGGAGAAACUGGAAUUGUCUCAUCGUUUACCGGGCUCAUGCCGGGGAUUCUGCUCCAGGAGCAUUUAUCCCGGCUGGCAGACGCCAUAGCUCAGGUUCUCACUCGAAUUGUGCAACUAGAGGGGAUGAGAACCAAGGUUCGAGUCUGGUUCCCAAGUCGAUUGAUAGCACUCCUCCGAUGGAUCGGCCAUGAAGACUCUCCAGAGGACGGAGUGACGGCUGCAGACCUCGGCGACAGUCUUACGCGUAUCUCGACGGUUACUUCACUACGCCCCAAUGUUCAGGCUAAAUCUAAAACCACGAAUCCUAAACCAAAAUCAGCACGCGCUGAAUUGGUUAGUAUACGGGCACCCAAUGGCCGCAAGAGAAGCCCCGGGGGUAGAAUUGUUCUGGCUAUUACUAAUUGGCUUGGAAAUGAAGAAGGCAUGUUUGCUUUGCGCAUGGUUGUGGUCACUAUUGGCCUUUCGGUUCCUGCUGUUGUUAUGUCUUCUGCAGGCUUCUUCUACCGCAAUAGAGGCUUGUGGGCGGUCAUCAUGGCUCAGUUGACUUUGGUUCCAUACACAGCCGAACUACUCUUUGGAAGUCUCAUACGAGUCUUUGGCACUAUUGUUGGCGGUGUCAUUGGGAUGGUGGUAUGGUAUAUAGGCGCUGGUAACGGCCCUGGGAAUCCAUACGGCCUCGCCGCCAUCUUCGCGCCUGCUAUUGUCCUAAUGAUGUGGUGGCGUCUAUUUACUUCUCCUGCUGUAAUGCCUGCAGGAAUUAUGAUGGGUGCGACGGCGUUCCUUGUCGCUGGCUACAGUUGGAGCGAUACGCAGAUCCCGCAAUAUGGCACUCCCGGCGUAGGCUAUGCAGUCUUCUGGCGGCGUGUUGUCACCGUACUUGUCGGCAUUGCAGGUGCUCUUAUUGUUAAUUUCAUACCAAAACCACCGUCUGCGAAUCGUCAUUAUCGACACCUGCUCUCCGAUAUUUUGGUUAACAUUGGGGACCGAUAUGCUCUCUUCGCGUCGAGUUGGAAAGAUCCUGCUCCUGAUCUGCGCCAAGUAGCUGAAGAAGAGGGUUUAGCAAUUGGCGAGAUCCUCCUCACAAUCUCAGGACCUAUAAAGCUAACGGUAUUUGAAUUCUCAUCCUCUAAUUUCGACACAAGAACGCUAGUCUUGGUUUGCAACCAAUGCAUGAUCCUUAACCACAAUAUCACACUGCUGCUGCAAUAUACGUCCCGGUUCUCCGAGAGCGAACGAACGAGAAUCAUCCCAGCCACGGGCGCCAUGAAUGAGGGACUCAUCACCGAGCUAAUGGGUGUGCUCUUUAUCGUCCAACAGGCACUCAAGAGCGGCGACCCUCUACCAGCAGUAUUACCCACGCCAUUAUUUACCAAGGCCGUUGCCCAUGCGCGAGAACAGGUCGCCGAGGGAAUCCGCCGCUCGGGCGACCUGCCGUGCAGCUUGCCGAACAAAGAAAAUGUUGACAGCGGAGUAAUGAGGAAUUUCAUGGUUAUUAUGAAUUCUUUGGUGCAAUUGCUGGCGGCCUUGGAUGAGCUGGUGCUGAUUUUGAAGCGGGCAGUCGGUGAGACGAGUAACAUCAUAAUGCUGGAGACUCUGUAA